Messenger RNA from Chironomus riparius, 1635 nucleotides. NCBI's taxonomy places the organism in Eukaryota, Metazoa, Arthropoda, Insecta, Diptera, Chironomidae. The record is from the annotation of a GenBank genome assembly.
AUGGCACUGCUUGAGAUGAAGUUUUGUAUUUUAUUGUUUUGCACUAUCAUGAUGUUUGCCAAAUUUCAGCCAUCCAUUUACUUGGAUAUACAUGUCGUAAAAAUUGAAAGCGGUCCGAUAAUCGGAGAGGAAAACUUGAAUCAUUUUGCAUUUAAAGGAAUCCCAUAUGCUGAGGCAAAUAGAUUUUCAGAAGCACGACCUUUUUCUAAACGAUGGCAUAGAAUUUUAAGUUUCAAUAAAUUUGGAAAUGUUUGUGCUCAAUACGAUCAUUGGACUUAUGGGUUUCAUGGUGAUGAAGACUGUUUGAAUUUGAACGUUUACGUACCGAAAAGUGUAAUUGAAUCCGAUGAGCUGUUGCCUGUAAUUGUUUUUAUUCAUGGUGGUGCGUUUAUGUUUGGUGGAAGUGAUUUUUAUGGACAGGAUGCAUUCAUGAGAGAGCAAAACACGAUUCUUGUUACAAUUAAUUAUCGACUAGGCAUUCUUGGAUUUUUAAGUACAGAAGAUGAAGUUCUGCCUGGCAAUUUAGGAUUAAAGGAUCAAGUUGAAGCUCUUAAAUGGAUACAACGAAAUAUUGAAGCAUUUAAAGGUGACAGAAGAAAUGUGACAAUUGCUGGAUUCUCAGCUGGCGGUGCUAGUGUUCAACUGCAUUACUUCAGUCCAUUAUCUGAUGGACUGUUCAAAAAUGGAAUAUCACAUUCUGGCGUAGCUUUAAAUCCUUGGGUGAUGGCUGAAAAUGCGAGAGAAAAAGCAUUCAUUGUGGGAAAAUCUGUUGGAUGUAAAUAUCAUGAUAGUAAGAAGCUGUUAAGAUGUCUCAAGAAAGUUCCUGUGGCUAAAUUAGUCUCAGCUGCAAAAAUCUUUCAACCAUUUUUGUACAACCCUUUCUCGCCAUUUGGUGUUGUGGUCGAGAAUGAUUAUGCUAAUGCAUUCUUAACUGACCAUCCUCAAAAGAUAUUAGAAAACCGAAAAUUUAAACCACGUCCUUGGAUUACAUCCGUUACAAGAGAUGAGGGUUUAUAUCCAGCAACUGAAUUCUACAAUAACAAAACAUUGAAACAAUUAGAUGAAAAAUGGAAUGAUUUAGCUUCCUUCUUGUUAGACUUUAAUUCAACAACCUACGACAACCAGAAGAAAUUGGAAUGGUCCAAAACCAUAAGAAAGUUUUAUUUUGAUGAUGAAAGGAUUAAUGAUGAAAAUUUUGGUAGAUUGACAAAGCUCAUGACAGACAGACUCUUUAAGAAUGGAUUUUAUAAUUCUGUGGUCUUGCAGUCAUCUUAUUCUAAAACUUAUUGUUACUAUUUCGAAUAUGAAACUGAGCAACAUGCUAUGGACGAAUUGAGAAACACAACAAACUUUCUAGGUGUAGCUCACGGAGAUGAUGUUUUUCUGGUUUAUAACAAUCGUAAAUUGAGAGAUUAUACAUCAGAUGAAAAGACAAUUGGUCAACAUUUUAUCGAAAUGUACAAACUUUUUAAUCAACAAAAUAUUGUGAGAUAUGCUGGGAAACAAAUUGAAGCAAGUGAUGGAAGCACUGUACAAUGUAUGAACAUUGGAUCUUCAUCAGACUAUUCGAUGAAAGUACUUGAUAAAAGUUUUGGAGAGGUUGAUUUCUGGAAAUCUCUUAACAUACCAGAAUAA